Molecule: messenger RNA, 6930 nt
Organism: Miniopterus natalensis
Lineage: Eukaryota; Metazoa; Chordata; Mammalia; Chiroptera; Miniopteridae
Gene: CNOT12
Product: CCR4-NOT transcription complex subunit 12
Biological process (GO): cellular response to ionizing radiation; double-strand break repair
Cellular component (GO): nucleus; heterochromatin
Source: RefSeq, a predicted model, not a curated record
UGCCGCCGUCCCUUCUGUGUCCCGAGCUGCCCACUGGGCCCCUCCUGACGGCCCCCAGCCGGGCUGUUCCGCCUUCCCGCUGGCCCGCCCUCCUCCAGCAAUGCCGUCCCCGCCGAUCUCUCCGGGUCUGGAUCCGGCGGGGGAUCCUCGGGUCCUCGGAGGCGACCCCGCCCGCGCCGGCGUCUCUUGGGGCCCCUGCCCCAGUUUGCAGCCACCCCACCUCUCCUCAGCCCUUGUGGCAGCCUUUGCUCCCGGGGGUCAGCUAGUCUCCCCCUGAUUCCUGGGGUGGGGAACGCUCAGAGCCGCUGUGAUUCUGCAGCUUUUGGCUUCGGCCUCGGGCACCUGGGUUUCCUGGCUGGGCCCUGGAGCUGCUGGGGCACCUCCUCAGUCGGGGAAGCCAGGACCCCACCUCAUUGCUGAGCCCUCUCCCGCUGCAGAGGCGUCCGUCAGGCCCCACGGUGAAAGACUUUCCGGUCCUGGGCCAGCUCGCUUCCAUUUCUAACCACACCGUGUUCCUUGUAAUAAUGUUCAAGGACAAGGAAACGGUCGUGUGUUUUAAUUUUGUUUUUCCUGUCGCGCCCCUCCCCCACGCACACUUGGACUGGCUCUGCACAGUUAUUCACCCACCCACAGAGAGCCGUGCUCCGUGGAAGUGGGCAGACCAGGGGACUGAGGGUCCUGGGUUUCUCUCUACCCUCUUCUCUUGACUGUCUCUCACCUUUGAAACAAGCUGGGGCGGGGUCAAAGGUUCUGCCGCAUGUGAUGAAAGUGUCUGCUCUCAGGGAAGGCACAGCCAUGGCUUCCCCACCACCCCGGGAGAUGGAGGAGGAGCUGGUAUCUGCUGGCUCUGAGCCAGGUGACCCUCGGGCCAAACCUCCUGUCAAGCCAAAACCACGGGCCCUGCCCACCAAGCCAGCCCUGCCUGCCAAGCCCAGCCUGCUGGUGUCUGUUGGGCCUCGGCCCCCCCGGGGUCCCCUGGCCGAGCUGCCUUCUGCCCGGAAGAUGAACAUGCUGGCAGGACCCCAGCCCUAUGGUGGCAGCAGGCGUCCCCUUCCCUUUGCACCGAGACCAACAGCUGAGACCGCUGCUGGAGGAGAAGCCACCCAAGAGCCUGGAAAAGAGGAGGCUGGGAAAGAAGAGAUGCCUCCCUUGACACCCCCAGCUCGAUGUGCUGCCCCAGGAGGUGUGCGGAAGGCCCCUGCCCCCUUCCGUCCAGCCUCCGAGCGCUUUGCGGCCACCACGGUGGAAGAGAUCCUGGCCAAGAUGGAGCAGCCGCGGAAGGAGGUCCCCGCCAGCUCUGACCGCCUCUGGGGCUCCCGCCUCACCUUUAACCAUGAUGGCAGUUCGAGAUACGGCCCCAGGACCUAUGGCGUGGCUGCUGGUCCCAUGGAUGAGGGUGGUGGGACCCUCUCCAGGGGAUGGUCCCAGGAGGGACCUGUGAAGUGUCCCACAGAGCGCCAGUCCCCCGGGGAGAGGAGCCCCCCUUUGGACCGGGCCUUCAACGGGGACCUGGCUCAGCCGGCCAGCUCUGAGCCACCUACUGACGUUUCCAAGCCCUGGGUCCCCUCAAGUCCAGGCCCCACCGCAGAGAAUGGAGGGAUCACCAGCCCAGGCCUCCCUGCUGAAGUCUCGGGCCCAGCCCCUGGGUCUCCCCGACUUCACUCACCCGACGAGAGCCCUCUCCGCCGCUCUUAUCUUUCAGAAGUCCAGAGUCCUGCAGCUUCCGGGCCUCCUCCCUGCCUCCCUGCGACUCCAGCAUCCCCAGCUGUGCCCCUCCCUGAUGAGGGCUCCUGCCAUGCCCCUAGCCCAGGGAUCCCUACUUUGGAAGCCCCAGAUGCCCCCAGACCCAGCAGCCCUCCCAUGGAAAAGGUCUCAGGGCGCCACAGCCCAGAGCAGCGUCCAGCCAUCUCGCCCCGUCCCCUGAUGGAGGGGGGUGAGUUGCUUGAUCCUGAUCGGACGUUGCCAUCUGGCGAGGAGAUGGCCAGGGGUGAAGCAGAACUCCGCCCCACUGGCCUGGCUCAGCGCCGAUUUUCUGAAGGUGUACUCCGGCUCCCUGACCAAGACCAGAAGCUGGGGGGCUCACUGGCUGACCUGCCCCAAACCCAGGGGAGCCAGUCAGCCCUGGAUCGUCCCUUUGGAACUGGGACAGAGUCCAACUGGAGCUUGUCACAGUCCUUUGAGUGGACCUUCCCCACUCGGCCUUCAGGUCUAGGGGUGUGGCGGCUGGACUCCCCGCCUCCCUCUCCCAUCACUGAGGCCGCAGAGGCUGAGGCUGCAGAGGCUGAGGCUGCCGCGAAGGCUGAAGCCGCCGCGAAGGCUGAAGCCGCGGAGGCUGCUGCUGCAGAGGCUGAGGCUGUGACUGCGGAGGCUGGGGCCACUGAGGCUGGCGACUGGGCUGUAUCCAAACAGGAGGGAGUGUUCCAACAGGGGCGAGGGGCCUGGUCAGCUCCAGAGGGACCAGGAAGGCCUGGUUCUUGGGUGCAGUCAGAUGAUUUGGGCAUCUCCCCAACCCAAGAGGGUGAUGGGGAGAGUCUGCCUCCAUCCCCAGCUGUGCCCCUCAAGCCUCCACCAGCAACAGGAGACCCACCUGAACUGGCCUUGCUGCAGGCAGAGGAGAGGUAUGAGGAGCGGGAGCCCUUGACCAGACAGGAGUCCCUACUUCCUCUGGCCACCAGGGAGGCUGCCCUGCCCGUCCUGGAGCCGAUCCUGGGGCAGCGGCAGCCAGCACCCGCUGACCAGCCCUGUGUCCUCUUUGCUGACACCCCUGACCCUGGGCAGGCACUACCUGCUGAGGAGGAGGCCAUGACCCUGGCCCGGGCUGAGACUACUCAAGCUAGGACAGAGGCUCAGGAUCCCUGUAGGGUGUCCCCCGAGCCUGCAGGCCCUGAAAGCAGCUCCCGCUGGCUGGAUGACCUCCUGGCUUCGCCACCACCCAGUGCUGGCAGUGCACGGCGGGGAGCGGGAUCUGAGCUGAGGGACACACAGGCCCCCAGUGCCUGUUCCGAGGGACUUCUUGGCUGGGCCCAGAAGGAUCUGCAGAGUGAAUUUGGGAUCGCAGCAGACACACAGGCCAGCAGAUUUAGCCCUUCCAGCUGGUCCCAGGACACUUCCCGGGACUACGGCCUUGGGGGUGCGAGCCCUAGAGGGGACCCUGGCCUUGGAGAGAGGGACUGGUCCAGCAAGUGUGGGCAAGGAGUGGGGGAAGGGAGCACCAGGGAGUGGGUCAGCAGGUGUGGCAUCCUCGGCCAUGAAGAGGUGGAGGUCAGCAGCCCGAAGGGGAGCGGAGUGUCUGCCCCAGGGGGCCUCAUAGCCCAUGACCGGGUGAUUGGAAAGCCAACCCCGCUCGGCACUCAGCAGAGUCAAGAGCCGGAUGUUCAGGACUGGGAGUUCAGGAAAAGGGAUUCCCAGGGCACCUAUUCCAGCCGGGAUGCGGAACUCCAGGACCAGGAAUUUGGGAAGAGAGAUUCGUUGGGUUCCUACAGCAGUCAGGAGGCCAGCCUUCGGGACUGGGAUUUUGGGAAGAGAGAUUCUUUGGGGACUUAUGCUGGCCAGGAGGCGGACAACCCAAGCCAGGAAGUGGGGAAGAAGGACCACCUGGGCAGGUACAGCAGCCAGGAUGCUGACGAGCAGGACCAGGAGUUCGGGAAGAGAGAUUCGUCGCUUGGCAUCUUCAGCAGCCAGGGUGCUGAGCAGCCGGACCAGGAUUUCGGGAAGAGUGCCUGGAUGAGGGACUACAGCAGCCGGGGCAGCUCCACGGCCCUCGGCUCGCAGGACCGAGGCUUCGGGACGAGAGCCCUGAGCGCUGGGUUCGGCCCCGAGGAGGCCCACCAGCAAGAUGAGGAAUUUGAGAAGAUUCUGAGUGGGGGAGAUGGCCCGAGCGAGGACAGCGGAGACGCAGGCCAGCCAGAGAAGAGAGAGUCUGGGGGCUUGUUCAGCCCCAGCACCCCUCAGUCCCAGGAUGGAGCACUUGGACAGAGAGACCAGAGCAGCUGGCAGGACAGCGGUGCCAGCCAGGAGGUUGGAGGGCUGCAUGGGAGACAGCGGGCAGGGAGCCAGAGCCCAGGCGAUGCUGACCCGGAGGGCAGGGAAGUGGGGCAGCGAGGCUGGGCUGGAGACUUCAGCCUUGGUCUUGUCCCCCAGCCAGAGGUGGCCUUCAGCCCAGAGCAGCGAGACUGGAGUGGUGACCUCUGCAUGGAGGCUUCUGAGAGGAGCCAUCAUUUUGGCGUCAUUGGCAAUGACCGAGUGGGCAGUGCUGGCCUGAGCCCUUCCAGCAAGAUGGGAGGUGGCCACUUCGUGUCUCCCGAGAAGACCUUGCCUGGGCCUGUGGACUGGACUGACCAGCUGGGCCUCAGGAACUUGGAAGUGUCCAGUUGUGUGGAUUCUGGGGGCUCAAGGGAGGCCAGGGAGGAUGCCCUGGGACAGAUAGGAUGGUCAGAUAACCUGGGCUUGAGAGACGUGGACCUGGCCAGCCAUUUGGAGACUGGGGCUUCUGAGGAGCCCAGGGGCAUGGGAGUUGGGGAGAAGGACUGGACCUCCGAUAUUGGGGUGAGGGCCAGAGAUUUGGCUGGGGUGGGGGAGGCAGGAGGCCACAGCCAGGCCAGAGAGAGUGGUGUGGGGCAGACCGACUGGUCAGGUGUGGAGGCUGGAGACUUCCUCACAUCAAGGGAGCGUGGAGUGGGACAGGCAGACUGGACACCGGACCUGGGCCUGAGGAACAUGGCUGUGGGGGCAGGUAGCAGCUCCAGGGAGCUGGGGGUGGGCCAGGUGGACUGGGGUGAUAGUCUGGGCCUGAGGAAUUUGGAGGUGCCAUGUGAUCUAGAGACUGGAAGUUCUCGGGAGCCACGAGGAUGUGGAGUGGGGCAGAUGGACUGGACCCCAGACUUGGGGGUCCGGAAUGUGGAGCUCUCUGGGGCCCGGAGUGAAGCCAGGGAGCGUGGGGUGGGGGAAGUCAGCCAGUGCCCAGAGCUAGGUCCUAGGGACUCUGGCAUCUUGUGCCCUGGUCUGGAGGCCAGAGACCCCAUGGAGGCCAGGGAGCUGGGGGUCGGUGAGACGAGUGGACCAGAGACCCAGGGUGAAGAUGACUCCUCGCUUUCCUUGGAAACCCGCCCUGAAGACCCCGGAAUGGAGAUAGGAGAAGCCCCCGGCUUUGGAGCCAGCCCCGGCGGCGGGUGCCUGGCCCGCUCGCCGCCCUCUGCCUCCCAGGGCCUGCUGGAGGAGAUGCUGGCUGUCAGCAGCUCAAAGGCAGUGGCCCGGCGGGAGUCAGCAGCUUCAGCUUCAGGCCUGCGGACUCUGUCGGAAGAGGAAGGAACCACAGCAGGUGCUGAUCAAGGGGAGCCCCUGGAGCCCAGCAGGGACCGUCUGCCCUCCUGGAGGCCCCAGCCUGAUGGUGAAGCCAGCCGGACAGAAGAGGUGGAUGGCAGCUGGGGCCCUGCAGGGGCUGGGCGGGGCGAGCAGGGCCCGAUGAGGCCCCCUCGGCGACCCCCACCCGGCCCUUCCCCCAGUUCCCCGAGUCAGGACUUCUCCUUCAUUGAGCAGGAUACUGAGGUCCUCGACAGUGCCGUGUAUCGGAGCCGUGCAAACCUGGGGCGCAAGCGUGGGCACCGGGCACCGGCCAUCCGGCCCGGCGGUACCCUGGGCCUGUCGGAGGCGGCAGACUCGGAUGCACACCUGUUCCAGGACUCUACAGAGCCACGAGCUUCUCGGGUGCCAUCUUCAGAUGAGGAGGUGGUGGAGGAGCCUCAGAACCGCAGGACACGGAUGUCCUUGGGCACCAAGGGCCUGAAAGUCAACCUCUUUCCUGGCUUGAGCCCAUCAGCCCUGAAGGCCAAGCUGCGCCCCCGGAACCGCUCAGCUGAGGAGGGGGAGCUGGUGGACAGCAAGUCGAGCCAGAAGGAGUCUGCGUUCCAGCGCUCCAAGUCCUGCAAGGUCCCGGGGCUGGGGAAGCCCCUCGUGUUACCUCCGAAGCCAGAGAAAUCCUCAGGGUCAGAAGGGUCGUCGCCCAGUUGGCUACAAGCCCUGAAGCUGAAGAAGAAGAAAGUCUGAGAAGUUGCUGAGAUUGUGGUUGCCAUGGAAAGUGAAACUGCCGCUGAGGGGUGACUACAGUAUCUGCUUUACAGACUGUUUGAGGUCUAAAUGAUGCUGAACGACCUUACCUGGGACAAAGCAGGUGGUCCUGGCUGAUCUUGUCUUUCUUUUGUAUGUAUGGUGGGAACAGAGGACUUUAUUUGGUUUUCUUGAUUCCUAGGCCAGUGGCCUGAUGCAGGCUGACAGUGGCCUGGAAGCUGGGGAACAGGAUUUUCUAGGGGCUGGUUGGCCUCAGGGACUCUCUGAAUCAGCAGUAUCUCCUCACCUGGGAUAAGCCCUUUGGCCCUGCAGCAGCCGCCCUGGCUCCUGCCCCUGCCCUGCCAGCCAGGGAGAGCCCAGCACUGACAGGAAGAGUGCUGGCAGGUUCCAGCACACCACCCACCCCUGGGACAGUGCCAGGCCCUGGUGGCAGAGCCUCCUGCGAGCAGCAUGCUAAAGAGGGUUUUAAUCGCUGCUCAAGGAACGGCCCUAAUUAUACUUAUAUUUAUAUAGCACUCUGUCUCCAAAUGGCCAGACACCCUUCAUUCAUUUUUUAAAAACCGAGUUUGUUGAAUUUUUUUCUGAUGACAAAAGCAAAACAUAUUCAUCACAGACCACCUAGAAAACACAGGGAAGUAAAAUUAAGAAAAUAAAUUGCGUGUAACCUCACCAUUCAGAUAUAAUGUAACAGUUUUUAGAAGAAUACUUUUUAUUUUAGAAGAGAUUUAGAUUUACAGAAGAGUUGUAAAAAUUAAGCUCACAUCCAUGAAUGUUAUUGUUUAACAUAGUAUGUAUGGUACCUUGUCACAACUCAUGAAGCAAUAUUGAUACAUUAACGUUAAUUACAGUCCAUAUUUUAUCACAUUC